Lotus japonicus is the source of this 1817-nucleotide messenger RNA. RefSeq names its product UDP-glycosyltransferase 92A1. Bases 113 to 1567 code for a protein of 484 amino acids. The transcript has a single exon. NCBI's taxonomy places the organism in Eukaryota, Viridiplantae, Streptophyta, Magnoliopsida, Fabales, Fabaceae. Gene Ontology annotation, molecular function: UDP-glycosyltransferase activity. The record is from RefSeq and is a predicted model, not a curated record.
AUAGUUUCAAAGUGAUUAAAGUCAUCAAAAUGGAGGAUUCCAAGAUGUAUAAGAAAACAAGAACCACAGGCAACAAACUGUGACCUUUCUUCUCUGUAUCUCAGCAGCAACAAUGACACAACAACAGAGAAAACAUUCCAUAGUCCUAUUCCCUUUCAUGGCACAAGGCCACAUAAUCCCCUACUUAGCCUUAGCCCUCCACCUUGAAAAAACAAAGAACUACAACAUCACCAUUCUCAACACCUCUCUCAACAUCAAAAAACUCAGAACCUCUCUCCCACCACACUCCUCCAUCAACCUCCUUGAAAUCCCCUUCGACAGCACCCACCACGGCCUCCCUCCGAACACUGAGAACACCGACGCCGUCCCCUACAACCUCGUUCUUCCACUCCUCCAAGCCUCAGCUUCACUCCAACCCUCAUUCAAGCAAAUCAUCAAACACCUCAUCGACAACCAGCUGGAAGAAGAAGAAAAACUCUGCAUCAUCGCCGACUUCUUCUUCGGCUGGACCGCCACCGUGGCCAGAGAAUUGGGCGUGUUUCACGUCAUCUUCAGUGGUAGCAGCGGCUAUGGCUUGGCCUGCUACUUCUCCCUCUGGGUUAACCUCCCCCACCGCCGCGUCGACUCCGAUCACUUCCCGUUGCCGGAUUUUCCAGAAGCUGGUCAAAUUCACCGCACGCAGCUACCCAGCAACAUCGCAGAAGCUGACGGUGAAGACGCGUGGUCCCUGUUCCAAAUCUCGAACAUUUCCAACUGGGUCAACUCGGAUGGGUUUCUGUUCAACACGGUGGCGGACUUUGACUCUAUGGGUCUCCGCUACGUCGCGCGGAAGCUGAACCGGCCGGCAUGGGCGAUCGGACCGGUGCUCCUCUCCACCGGAAGUGGUUCUCGCGGGAAAGGCGGUGGAAUCAGCCCGGAGCUUUGCCGGAAAUGGCUUGACACGAAGCCUUCGAAUUCGGUUCUGUUUGUGAGUUUCGGAUCGAUGAACACGAUCUCUGCUUCACAGAUGAUGCAGUUGGCAACGGCGUUGGAUCGUAGCGGGAGAAAUUUCAUCUGGGUCGUGCGGCCACCGAUCGGUUUCGACAUAAACUCGGAGUUCCGAGCAGAAGAAUGGUUGCCGGAAGGGUUUCUGGGGAGGGUUGCGAAGAAGGGGUUGGUGGUUCACGAUUGGGCACCGCAGGUGGAGAUUCUGUCACACGGGGCAGUUUCCGCGUUUCUGAGUCACUGUGGGUGGAACUCGGUGCUGGAAUCGCUGAGUCACGGCGUGCCGAUUCUCGGGUGGCCGAUGGCGGCGGAGCAAUUUUUCAACUGCAAGAUGUUGGAGGAAGAGCUUGGUGUUUGUGUGGAGGUUGCGAGAGGGAAGAGGUGUGAGGUUAGGCAUGAGGAUCUGGUGGAGAAGAUUGAAUUGGUGAUGAAUGAGGCUGAGAGUGGAGUGAAGAUUAGGAAGAAUGCUGGAAACAUCAGAGAGAUGAUAAGGGACGCUGUGAGAGAUGAAGAUGGUUAUAAGGGUUCUUCUGUUAGGGCCAUUGAUGAGUUCUUAUCAGCUGCUAUGUCACUGAAUGAAUAAUUUAAAAUAGUUGACUUAUAAAUUAUAAAUUCUUAAGGAUAUUUCACUCACAUCACUAAGUAUUGUUUCCAUUGAGCAUUGCUUGUGGAUUUCACUGCUCUUGGGUAAUUUGAUGUAGAAUAUUAGUGCUUUGUUUUGUUUUGUUUUGUUUUUUGAAUAGAAUAUUAGUGCUUUGUUGAUUCUCAUGUCUGUUGGCUUUAUGUACAUCACCUAUUUGAUGAAAUGAAACAAAUGCUAAGCCAUUGCAAUA